Molecule: messenger RNA, 1946 nt
Organism: Cercocebus atys (sooty mangabey)
Lineage: Eukaryota; Metazoa; Chordata; Mammalia; Primates; Cercopithecidae
Gene: AP5S1
Product: adaptor-related protein complex 5, sigma 1 subunit
Exons: 3
Coding region: 347-949 (200 amino acids)
Biological process (GO): endosomal transport; double-strand break repair via homologous recombination
Cellular component (GO): late endosome; lysosome; cytosol
Source: RefSeq, a predicted model, not a curated record
UGCGCAGGCGCCCACAGGCCGCGCAGCCGCCAUUGCUCUCCUGUCACCGAAGGGAGUGCUUGUUGGCAGUCCGCGGGUCCGGAAGGAAGGGUGAGGCGACGCCUCGACGACAGCGGACCGGAGCUGCAGGGGCAACACACUCAGGGCGGGGUGCCCAUUUAGGCCUGGCUGACCGGAAUAAGAAACUACAACCCCCGAAGUGCAUUGCGCCUCAGGGUUACGGAGGCAGUGUCGUAAGCUAUCUUGACCGCUACCAUUUCUCUGGUGGAAGAGGGGACGCGGCGGCGCGGAGUGAGGACGCGCUCUUCCUGCGGCUGGAGGGUCGCGGAGCACCCACCCUGGAGCCAUGGUCCACGCCUUCCUCAUUCACACCUUGAGGGCCCCGAAUACUGAGGACACGGGACUUUGCCGAGUGCUCUACUCCUGCGUCUUUGGUGCUGAGAAGUCGCCUGAUGACCCACGGCCGCAUGGUGCAGAAAGGGACAGGCUUCUCCGGAAGGAACAGAUUUUAGCUGUGGCCAGGCAGGUGGAGUCAAUGUGCCGGCUGCAGCAGCAGGCGUCCGGCCGGCCCCCCAUGGACCUGCAGCCGCAGUCCUCAGAUGAGCAAGUGCCGCUGCAUGAGGCCCCACGUGGGGCUUUCCGCCUGGCGGCAGAGAACCCUUUCCAGGAGCCACGGACGGUGGUGUGGCUGGGCGUGCUCUCAUUAGGCUUUGCCCUGGUGCUGGACGCCCACGAGAACCUGCUGCUGGCUGAGGGUACCCUCCGGCUGCUGGCACGCCUCCUCCUUGACCACCUCCGGCUUUUGGCGCCCAGUACCAACCUCCUGCUGCGGGCUGACCGCAUUGAGGGCAUCCUCACCCGCUUUCUGCCCCAUGGUCAGCUGCUUUUCCUCAAUGACCAGUUUGUCCAAGGCCUGGAGAAGGAACUCAGUGCUGCUUGGCCCCGCUGAUUCCUCUUUGGGAUGGUGCUUCUGAGGGCAGGCAGAGGGUGGACACACAGCCAGAUGAAGCUUGGCAUCUACUGCCUGCUCCCAGUUCUGACGUACUGCUAUACCAGGACAAGUGGGCGACACAAGCCUGCAGAAAGGGGGCAGAGGGUGGAGGAGGUCCUGCCUAUCCUCAGGUUAGUGGAACCAGAGAACAUCCUGAGCCUAGAACUGCUGUGUAACUUAGACCAUUGCAGUGCGGCAGCCACGCUUGUCCUUGACCCCACCUUCCUCCAUCCCUGCCAGCCCUAGUGCUAGCUGACUGGAACUCAGCCCACUCUUCUCCUUCCAAACCCACAGUCCAGGCCGGGCGUGGUGGCUCACGCCUGUAAUCCCAGCACUUUGGGAGGCCGAGGUGGGUGGAUCACCUCAGGUCGGGAGUUCGAGACCAGCCUGGCCAACAUAGUGAAACCCUGUCUCCACUAAAAAUACAAAAAUUAGCUGGGUGUAUGGCACCCACCUGUAAUCCCAGCUACUCAGGAGGCUGAGACACGAGAAUCACUUGAACCUGGGAGGCGGAGGUUGCAGUGAGCUGAGAGUGUGCCACUUCACUCCAGCCUGGGCAACAGAGUGAGACUCCGUCUCAAAAAAAAAAAAAAAAAAAACCAACCCACAGUCAUUGAAAGACAAGGGGCCUCAGACUCCCCUGAGAGUGGAGGAGCUGUGCCUGCAUGCUGGCAGGCCCCAGCCCCUGGCUUUGUGCCCACUUAGGCACUAUUAUCAACAAGGUCCUGCUCAGUGUCUGGCCCCCAAAGAGUUCAGAAAUGCGUCUGUCAAUCAGCAGCAGGAUUCUGCAGCUCCUUUUAUGCCAAGCUCAUGCCCACCAGGCAGGCUCUAGAUAAAAUCAUCACAGCCUUCCCUCAUCUGCAGGGAGAGAAGGUGCUGUCAGGUGAAUGUGAACAGUCUAGCCUGGUUGAUGUAUUUCUCAUUUUGAAUUAAAAGCACUGGCUGUGUGAUUUCA